AUGGCCAGCUACUACGAGGUGCUGGGCGUCCAGGCCAACGCGUCGCCGGCGGCCAUCAGGAAGGCGUACCGCAGGCUGGCCCUGCGCUGGCAUCCGGACAAGAACCCCGACGGCGCGGACGAGGCCGAGAAGAGGUUCAAGCAGGUGUCCGAGGCCUACGAGGUCCUCUCGGACCCCAAGAGGCGCUCCGUGUACGACCGCGCCGGCCGCGACAGCUGGCGGGCCGGGGGUGGCGGCGCCGGGACCCCGUCCGCCGGCCCCUUCGACGCCGGCUACACCUUCCGGAACCCCGAGGACAUCUUCCGUGAGUUCUUCGGCAGCCUGGACCCCUUCUCUUUCCACCCCUGGGACGACCCGUUCCACAGCGACCGCGCCGGCACCGGCGGUGGCCGGGGACACGGGCCCAGGGGCACCUUCGCCGCUGGCUUCGGGGAGUUCCCGGCCUUGAUGGAGGUUUUCUCGGCCCUCGACGGGGGCAGCCGGGCGGCCGCCUUCUCGUCCGCGUCCUUCGGGGGCCCCGGCUUCAGGUCCGUGAUGUCGGCCACCGAGGUGGUCAACGGCCACCGGGUCACCACCAAGCGCGUCGUGGCCAACGGGCAGGAGCGCGUGGAGGUCGAGGAGGACGGGCGGCUCACGUCGGUGACCGUCAACGGCAAGGAGCAGCUCAAGAGGGUGGACACCAAGUAG
Molecule: messenger RNA, 687 nt
Organism: Propithecus coquereli (Coquerel's sifaka)
Lineage: Eukaryota; Metazoa; Chordata; Mammalia; Primates; Indriidae
Gene: DNAJB8
Product: DnaJ (Hsp40) homolog, subfamily B, member 8
Exons: 1
Coding region: 1-687 (228 amino acids)
Biological process (GO): positive regulation of proteasomal ubiquitin-dependent protein catabolic process; protein refolding
Cellular component (GO): endoplasmic reticulum membrane; cytosol
Molecular function (GO): ATPase activator activity; Hsp70 protein binding
Source: RefSeq, a predicted model, not a curated record